AUGAGUGAGAAAGCACGCUUAGCACUACCAACUAUUACUCUAGUUAUUAUUCACCUUUGUAAAUCGAUUUUGGGUUUUCCGGUGCUCGUCUCAAAAAUCAAGUAUGCACAAUUUCAGGUUCUUGGCGUUAAUCACGCGACGUUCUUCCCAAAAAGUCUCACGCAAAAGAAAGUAAAGGAAUAUAGCAUUAGGAUGAAUUCACCAUCAAGUGAUGGAUUUUGGGCAACACUAGAACUUCUUGUUGAUGGUCUGAAAGAAGUAACAAGCGUUGAUUUAUUGAAUGAUGAUAUUGAGGACUGGUUGGAUACAAUAACUACCAAAGUUAAAUUACGACAUGAGCGAGAAAAAAAAAUGAAAGAAGUUGAAUCUCAUGGAUCAGAAUCUGACAUGUGGUCUUCAAAUCAUGUAACUUUGAUUGAUUGCAGCUUCAGCAGUCCACCUGUGAGGUCACGGCUUGAAAUGUUAAUGGGUAGUAACAUCGUGCGAUUAACUGAUCGGAAGUACAUGUUACGUUUAAUGGCGAGACUACGACAAGAUUAUGAAACCCGUCAACAGUGUCGGAUUGAAGAGAGAAAGAAGAAUGAAUUGAUGCGAACGAAGACGAUGAUAUUAAAUCGUUUAAUUUCCGUACACGAAGCUCCAGCAGAAAUCCGUCAAUAUCCACUUUUUCAGCUGUAUCUCUACUGUGAUGCUAUCGUCGAGCAAAAGAGGAAAAAGCAUACAUCCAAGCAGAAAAAAAUGAAAAAAUCCUUGUACAAUAUGCUCUAUCCUGAUCAAAAAAAAGAGAAAUCAAACAAUGAAGAGAAGGAAAUUUAUAUGAAAAGAAUUUAUGUUGAUGGAGUUCCUGAACUGAUCCCUAUGACUGAAGAAGAAGCAGUCGCAGCUAAAAAAGAAUUGGAAAUUUCUAAGGACGUUGAAGAUGGCUACAUGUUGACACAAAAGGAAUAUGAUCGAAUUCAUUACGAAACAGAAGCUAUCAAGGAUCUCCGAGGAACACAGAAGGUGGAGGAGAUGUACGCGAAAGCUCAUGAUAUUCUAGGAAUUCUUUACUCAUAUGUGGAUGAGGGUCGAUACAAAAAACAGAAUAAACUGUCAAAAAUUGCGGAUCCAUCGACAGAAAAUAGAACGGAAGGCAAAGAAAAACAUUCCAACGAAAUCCUCCAACAACAAGGAAAUAGUGAAGAUAACGCCAACGAAAAAUCUUAAAUAAAUAAGGGACACAUGUUGGGGAGAUAGAUGGAUGUAUUAUCGUUCUUUUGUUCACGAAAUUUCGUAAGUCCAACGAUCUGAAAAGGUCAAGUGUCAACGAGAUUUCAAAGUGUUCUCAAAAAGGAUUACUUAAAAGUGAUAGUGGCAGUGGGAGAAAAAUACAAGUAAAUACGUCACGUAAAAAUUGACAAGUAAUUGCACAGAUGCAAAUAAAGUCUAAUAAAUAUAAAUCGUUCAAUUGGUAUUCAAGUUUCAACGAGGAAAUUCAUUUCGUCUCACACUGAUUGCUACAGUGAUAUGUGUUUUUUAUCUUUGUUAAACUGGGAUGCAGAUGCAUUCUAUUCUACGAAAAAAGUCGUGGAAUCAACGUUGUAAAUUAAUUAUACCACUGUCGUAAUUGUUCCGUAUGGUUAAUGAGUACAGUUACCACAUUGCUGCCGUGAAAAUCUGUAGGUGGAACUGCAUAAUAGACAUAAAUUAUAUUUUAAUAAAUAUACAUACGAGUUCAGAUAAUACCUACAAUAAUGUGUACAAUAAUUUUUCAAUGAAAAUAAUUAAAUUCAUGUAGUAACAUAUUUUUCAAAAUAAAUUCAA
Molecule: messenger RNA, 1803 nt
Organism: Chelonus insularis
Lineage: Eukaryota; Metazoa; Arthropoda; Insecta; Hymenoptera; Braconidae
Exons: 7
Coding region: 1-1206 (401 amino acids)
Source: RefSeq, a predicted model, not a curated record